AAGCUUUUAAGCCUGUAGGACAAAAGGGGCCCGAGUCUCACCUCUGAGUUGCAAUCAAGCAACAGCAUUUCCCGCCUAACAGCAGAGGACAGGAGUCCUGGGACGAGCAGAGCGGUGUGGCACUCGCUGCAGACGCAGGAUACACAUUGUGGAAACAGGAUGAAGUUGACCAGUGAAAAGUUGCCCAAGAACCCGUUUUAUACCUCUCAGGAUGCUGCUAAGAACCAAAAAUUUGUCCAGCGGAUAAAGGAAAAAAAUGAUCAUUACUACCAUGCUAAUUUAACGGAUAAAGCAUUGCAGAUCUUGAAGGAAAGAAUAAGAAAAGGGGAUGCUAUGGCAUAUUUCCUACGAGGUCAACUGUAUUUCGAAGAGGGAUGGUAUGAAGAAGCAUUAGAACAGUUUGAAGAAAUCAAGGAAAAGGAUCAUCAAGCAACUUACCAGCUAGGAGUAAUGUAUUAUGAUGGACUGGGGACAGCUGCAAAUGCUGAAAAAGGAGUGGAAUAUAUGAAGAAAAUUAUUGAUUCUCCAUGUCCCAAAGCAAGACACUUAAAAUUUGCAGCUGCUUACAACCUUGGAAGAGCUCAUUACGAAGGAAAAGGUGCUAAACGAUCCUAUGAGGAAGCUGAAAGAUUGUGGCUUUUUGCUGCAGACGAUGGAAAUCCAAAAGCUAGUGUGAAGGCUCAAAGUAUCCUAGGAUUGUAUUAUUCAACAAAAGAGCCCAAAGAGUUAGAAAAGGCAUUUUAUUGGCAUUCGGAAGCCUGUGGCAAUGGAAAUCUGGAGUCCCAGGGUGCACUGGGGCUCAUGUACUUUUAUGGACAAGGCAUCCGCCAGGACACUGAAGCUGCCCUGCACUGCCUAAGGGAGGCGGCGGAACGUGGCAAUGUCUAUGCUCAGGGGCAUCUCGUGGAGUAUUACUACAAGAUGAAAUUUUUUACGAAGUGUGUUGCAUUUUCCAAAAGGAUUGCUGACUACGAUGAGGUUCAUGACAUCUCCACGAUAGCCCAGGUCACGGGCUGUCUCCCCGAGUUCAUCAGCAGAGGCAUGGCCAUGGCGUCUUUCUACUACGCACGAUGCCUUCAGCUCGGUUUGGGGAUCACAAAGGAUGAAGCAACAGCACAACACUAUUAUUCUCAAGCUUGUCGUCUGAAUCCUGCAUUGGCGGAUGAACUUCACGCUUUACUUAUUCAUCAAAGAAUUUAGACCAUGGUGCAUUUCAACAGAGAUCAUCAAUCCUAACACAUUAAAAUGUGUGUAUUUUUAUAAUAGCUAUGUUUGGUUAUUUUCUGCAUCCCAAGUUACAUUAUCCUGGUUAUUUUA
Rhinolophus ferrumequinum (greater horseshoe bat) is the source of this 1317-nucleotide messenger RNA. RefSeq names its product LRP2 binding protein (gene LRP2BP). The transcript has 9 exons. The record is from RefSeq and is a predicted model, not a curated record. The coding region runs from base 160 to 1200 and encodes 346 amino acids. NCBI's taxonomy places the organism in Eukaryota, Metazoa, Chordata, Mammalia, Chiroptera, Rhinolophidae. Gene Ontology annotation, molecular function: protein binding.